Sander lucioperca (pikeperch) is the source of this 2669-nucleotide messenger RNA. Its product is annotated as protein NLRC3-like. The record is from RefSeq and is a predicted model, not a curated record. The transcript has 8 exons. Lineage: Eukaryota; Metazoa; Chordata; Actinopteri; Perciformes; Percidae. Bases 189 to 2585 code for a protein of 798 amino acids.
UUAAUUUCACUUCCCAAAGUUUGUGACGCAGCUUUUUCUCUCCGUGUGAAGCUCCAGCGGAAGGACCCAUCAGAGACCAGACCCUGCUGAACCUGAACCUGAAUCCAGCUGUGUGUCCAUGAAGAGUAACCGGUCCAUGGAGCCACCACUACUUUAAGAAAAGACCUGUAAGGGAGAGGAGAAUAGAAAUGGAGGAGAGGCUACUUGAAAUGGAGGAGCGAGGAUUGAUGGAGAGACUUGAAUGGCAGAAGGAGAGAAUUGCAAUGGAAAGUGAAAUUGAAAUGUUAAGAAGAAGAUUGAGGACCCAGCAGGGACCAGAGUCUCCUGAACCUGGACCUGGACCUGAACCUGAACCUGAACCCAGCUGUGUGUCCUUUAAGAGCGACCGGUCACAGGGACGCAAUAUUAAUUUUAAAGGAGAGCAACCCUCUGCUAAAAAGAGGAUCCAUCAAAGACCAGACUCUGCUGAACCUGAACCCAGCUGUGUGUCCUUCAAGAGUGACAGGUCACUUGAUCGCUCUAUUAACUUUAAAGGUCAACAACCCACUGCUGAAAAGAGAGUGGACCAGGAGAGCUCAGAGGUUCCCAGUGACCAGUGGAUUAACGAGCUGAAGAAGAUCCAGAAGGUUCUGAAUCAAGAUUACCCAGAAUGCUUAGAGAGUCAGAGGGAGGGUGAGGAUGAGGAUGAAGAGCAGAGGAGCAGCAGAGAGGCAUUUCUGAAGAUCACACUGCACUUCCUGAGGAGAAUGAAGCAGGACGAGCUGGCUGACCGUCUGCAGAGCAGAAGUUCUGCUGGAGUGUGUAAACGUAAACUCAAGACUAACCUAAACAAGAAGUUCCAGUGUGUGUUUGAGGGGAUUGCUAAAGCAGGAAACCCAACCCUUCUGAAUCAGAUGUUCACAGAGAUCUACAUCAUGGAGGGAGGGACUGCAGAGGUCAAUGAUGAACAUGAGGUCAGACAGAUUGAAACAGCUUCCAGAAAACCAGACAGACCAGAAACAACAAUCAGAAGAGAAGACAUCUUUAAAGCCCCACCUGGAAGAGAUGAACCAAUCAGAACAGUGAUGACUAAGGGAGUGGCUGGCAUCGGGAAAACAGUCUUAACACAGAAGUUCACUCUGGACUGGGCUGAAGGUAAAGCCAACCAGGACAUCCAGUUCAUAUUUCCUUUCACUUUCAAAGAGCUGAACAUGGUGAAAGAGAAAAGGUACAGCUUGGUGGAACUUGUUGAUCACUUCUUCAGUGAAACCAAAGAAGCAGGAAUCUGCAGGUUCGAAGAGUUCCAGGUUGUGUUCAUCUUUGACGGUCUGGAUGAGUGUCGACUUCCUCUGGACUUCCUCAACACUGAGAUCCUGACUGAUGUUACAGAGUCCGCCUCAGUGGGUGUGCUGCUGACAAACCUCAUCAGAGGGAAUCUGCUUCCCUCUGCUCACCUCUGGAUAACCACACGACCUGCAGCAGCCAAUCAGAUCCCUCCUGAGUGUGUUGACAUGGUGACAGAGAUCAGAGGGUUCACUGAUGGCCAGAAGGAGGACUACUUCAGUAAGAAAUACAGAGACAAGAAGCAGGAAAGCAGAAUCAUCUCCCACAUCAAGACAUCACGAAGCCUCCACAUCAUGUGCCACAUCCCAGUCUUCUGCUGGAUCACUGCUACAGUUCUGGAGGACGUGUUGAAGACCAGAGAGGGAGGAGAGCUGCCCAAGACCCUGACUGAGAUGUACAUCCACUUCCUUGUGGUUCAGUCCAAACAGAAGAACAUCAAAUACGAUGGAGGAGCUGGGACCGAUUCAAACUGGAAUGAAGAGACAAAGAAGAUGAUCGAGUCUCUGGGGAAACUGGCUUUUGAGCAGCUGCAGAAAGGCAACCUGAUCUUCUAUGAAUCAGACCUGACAGAGUGUGGCAUCGAUAUCAGAUCAGCCUCAGUGUACUCAGGAGUGUUCACACAGAUCUUUAAAGAGGAGAGAGGACUGUACCAGGACAAGGUGUUCUGCUUCGUCCAUCUGAGUGUUCAGGAGUUUCUGGCUGCUCUUCAUGUCCAUCUGACAUUCAUCAACUCUGGAGUCAACCUGCUGUCAGAAGAACAAUCACCAUCGUGGUGGUCUGAAGUGUUCAGAGACAAAUCAACACGUUUCUACCAGAGUGCUGUGGACGAAGCCUUACAGAGUCCAAAUGGACACCUGGACUUGUUCCUUCGCUUCCUCCUGGGUCUUUCUCUGCAGACCAAUCAGAAUCUCCUACGAGGCCUGAUGACACAGACAGGAAGUAGCUCACAGACCAAUCAGAAAACAGUCAAGUACAUCAAGACGAAGAUCAGUGAGAAUCUGUCUGCAGAGAGAAGCAUCAAUCUGUUCCACUGUCUGAAUGAACUGAAUGAUCGUUCUCUAGUGGAGGAGAUCCAACAGUCCCUGAGAUCAGGAAGUCUCUCCACAGAUAAACUGUCUCCUGCUCAGUGGUCAGCUCUGGUCUUCAUCUUACUGUCAUCAGAAAAAGAUCUGGACGUGUUUGACCUGAAGAAAUACUCUGCUUCAGAGAAGACUCUUCUGAGGCUGCUGCCAGUGGUCAAAGCCUCCAACAAAGCUCUGUAAGUGGGAUUUAUUUAUCAUUAAAUACUCUGCUAUCUUUGAACAGGAGUUAAAUAUAAAUAACUUGUUUCCUUCCUGUUGUCUCUC